Messenger RNA from Puccinia triticina, 2856 nucleotides. RefSeq lists its product as uncharacterized. Gene Ontology annotation, molecular function: telomeric repeat DNA binding; telomerase RNA binding; protein binding. Gene Ontology annotation, biological process: nuclear-transcribed mRNA catabolic process, nonsense-mediated decay. Gene Ontology annotation, cellular component: telomerase holoenzyme complex. Bases 1 to 2856 code for a protein of 951 amino acids. NCBI's taxonomy places the organism in Eukaryota, Fungi, Basidiomycota, Pucciniomycetes, Pucciniales, Pucciniaceae. The record is from RefSeq and is a predicted model, not a curated record. The transcript is spliced from 6 exons.
AUGGCCUCACGUAAACCAUCACUCAACCAACCGAAAGACUGCGCCGAGACAUCUCGCCACCCGCGGAGAUCCCGAGCUAGUAAACAAGGCGGCCCAGCUAAGCAAGAUGCGAAUGAAUCAGACCUAUCAUCCCAGCCAGCCAAUAUUCAGCAGAUCAAAUCACUAUCUUCUACUCUCAAGCAGUCCCUACGCAACCAGGAGCCAUGGUCUGCAACAAUCGAGUAUCAGAGACAGUGCCUCAGGCAGCAAUAUCUGGCGCUUAUUUUUCAUUCUUGCGAGACUCUCAAAUCUGACCCAGCCGGGAGGAAUAGUUACUCCGAGGAAGCCCUCAAUUUACUCUGGUUGGAUACUUCGUACAGUUUGAUCAAUAUCUAUCGGGCAAAAUUGAGUACCAUGGACCAGGAGAUUGAACGACCAACUCAUACCGGUCACAAGAAAUCCGGACCCAAGAAUCAGAAGUUCCAAUCGGAUCGAAGCCGCGGAUCUCUACCGAACGUUGGACCAGUUGCCCGUCGAAAGCUGCUUCAGCAUUUUCGUUCGUUCCUUCGCACCGAAGAUGGAUUCUGGAAGUCUCUUAUCUACCGACUAGUCAACGAUCAUGAUAUUGAGGCGGCCAAGGGGUGCUUGAAGAUCUUGAAAAUCUUUAACAAUCGACCGAGAAAUGAAGAACCCCGACAAUCAGAUCCAUCUGACCAGGAAGAUAGCACAAACAACAAUCUGUCGGAAUUUAAAGACGAAGGCAUCCCCCUGGUUCACAAAGCCUUGAUUUGUUUCGGCGAUCUGAUUCGUUACGGUGAGCUGUAUGCUCGUACCGGUGGACAAACGUCUCCAUUUUCAGGUCCGACGAACCAAUCACGAGAUAAAGCUGGCAAAAAUUUAGCAGUCGAGCGUGAUUGGUCGAGACCUCAAGACUGUUACAAUCAAGCUCGUUUGCUGAUACCUACGAACGGAAAUCCCUCAAAUCAACUAGCUGUCCUCUCGUCAUACAUUCCUGAUGUCCUGAGCUGCGCCUAUCACUACUAUAGGGCUUUAUGUAUCAAGAGGCCCUUCCCGACCGCUCGCCAGAACCUUCGAUCAACCUUCACCAAAGCGUUGGCCAAGGCUACCCAAGCAGAUCACUCACUUCAUUCUCCUGGCCCCCACGAGCUUUUUCCGGGUGAUCUAAAGCUCAACCCGGACCAUCUGGUAUCUGAAAUUAGAUCACGUUUUGUUGUCCUACAUGCAAGCCUCUAUACCCGAGCUCCCAAUCCUUUUACCGAAUGUAACGUCAAGCUCUGCCGUGAAUUCGCCAAUCAUCUCAAAGAUAGGCUUCUGCCCCCCGAACUGAUUUUGAAGAUGAUUGCCAUUUGCAUGGCGGCAGCGUGGUACGCAAGGGUUGAUGCGGGAAGUGCCUCAACUCACCCUCGCAACGGUGAUCAUAUAGAUUCCCGGUCACGUCCGGCCUCUCACUCAUACACAACUGAAGUGAAAGCCAUUGUUCACUUUUUGCAAUUCUCAGCCGCGUUACUGACUGUGGCCAAGGAUGAACUUAGCUCAAUUGACGAGUCGACUGCUCAUGCAGAUUUAUCGCAAAGCAUACCUGCUGUUUUGCGCAGGAUUUUACCGGCAAUGCGGAUCAUCAGCAAAUGGGUUUUGAGCGGGCAUUUCGAUCAUAUUAACCGAGUCAAGUUACGCCUGGCACGAUCAAAGAAGCUCAAGUUGAACUCACAGCUCGUCACGGCUGAAGCUGAGUUUUGGACGCAGUAUCAUCAAGCGAUUGAGCUUGCUAAGCAACAUUUCCCCCUUGACAAAUUGCAAGCAUUAGACGAUUCUUCCAGGCUUGAAGAAGAUCUCGAAUUGGCCGGGUUCUUGCCUAUCGAGAAAGCCAUGAAAAUCCAUCAAUCAACAUCAUCCAAACCGUUUGACCAGGUUGCACUCCCGCCUGCUUGUGGGGCCUGUCAUCCAAACGAAGAACACUUGAUGCGAAUGGCUGACCUCCAAAGAGAUGCCAACCAAAUUGAUGCGAAACACUAUGCUACCCAGUCGAACCUUGCAGAGCCAAAAAACCCAUCGGAAAUUGCCAUAGGUCCAAAUGAAAUCGAGAAUCUCCAAAAGACAGACUUCGCCAACUCCUCAUCGCCUUCCGCACCUUCAAAAGCAGCCCAAAAUGAUCCGGUUAACACAAUUCAUGGACUCUCGGACGAAUAUGGCAAUUGGACAGAUGACGAAGAUCCAGUAGAGCUUGCUAUGCGUGCCGUCGUCGCUCAACAGAUGGGAAACGAGCAAACAAGCAGUAGCCAUAAUACAUUGAUGCUACAGACACUGAACUACUCGGGAGAUGUGACCGAUGACGACGAAGUUGAUGAUGACGACGAAGACGUUAUUCUUUAUCUUACCAAUCCAUCCGGCGGUGCAGCCGAUCGUCCAGAAAGCUCCGGCAGCACCCUCGAGAUGAGUGCGACGCUUCAAUUUCCGUCAUCGUUAUAUCAAACACCCCUUGAUCAAGUCGGGACCGGCAUGAGAACGGCAGCCGAUCUGCUCGCAUCAAUGAUCAGUACGCCAAUGGCUACCCCGCAUCAUUCUCACCAACCUAAUGCUGUCGUGCCACCACCUGUCCCAGCCGAGAGAUGGAACCCAUUCUCACUCGCCGGCCAAACCACGCCAGGACCUCCAUUGCGCACAUCAGCUGUCGCCCAUCCUCCGAGACACGGCGGAAGGGUCCCCUCUGUGUCGCUCCCCAAACCAGCUGAAGCUUCACCGAAAAUAAAUAUCUGGUCCACUCUGCCUGCUUCUAGCUCAUCUUCUCCCACGGAAGCCAACAUGAUUAUGGCCAAUGACUGGCCCGCGUCGACAGCCUUCUUGGGUCAACUUGACUGA